This is a messenger RNA of Echinostoma caproni, 1359 nucleotides long. The record is from the annotation of a GenBank genome assembly. Lineage: Eukaryota; Metazoa; Platyhelminthes; Trematoda; Plagiorchiida; Echinostomatidae.
AUGAAGGUUAAUCGACAUCUGGUUCCUUUUCGAGACGCACUGUUCUCGCUUGGCUGGUCGUGGCCUGAACCUAAUACAUUUAUUCGCGCGUCAGACGAUUUCCUCAAUCUGAUCGCCUCAUAUGAACAAGGAUCCUCAUCCAAGCACCGUCGAUGGACACCCUCAGCCUCUUCAGAACCCGGUGUUCUGGACGACUCCGUGGCUGAGCUUAAUUUGGAUGAGGACACCGAUACAGGUGAGACGAGCACGGCGACCUCCACCGCUGCUAUCGGUCAAGCCGCGUCAGAAUGGUCCGAGGUGCCUCCGGCUGAUAUUGUCCGAGCGAAGACAGACGCGAUUAUCGGCUUGUCAAACGCAUCUGGGCUUUCCGGGGAUAUUGGACCAUUUGUGGAAGCCCCAAUGGCAGCUCUCAUGCCAGCACAAUCGGAGAGUUUCUGCAGUCCAGUCAUGAACGGAAUCAAUCAAGCGACUGAUUUCAAUGGGACGCGAAUGGAUCAAUUGAAACAUCUGUUCCGACGUCGCAAACCCCAGUGGGACAGUUUGCAGAGUCCAAUGGGUGUCACUUCAGAAGAUUGGCUCAAAUAUACUAAUUGGGCUCGAGAAUCAAUUCAACAGCGCAUGCUAGCCUGUAAUCGUUGGCGUCUCGUGUUUGACGCUAUCUAUCCCAGCGCUGCUCAAAUGGCCCAAUUUGAACUGAGCUGGAAUAGGGUUACCGGGAAAGCGAAAGCGACCGAUUCACUUGAAGAUGAAUCUCCUUUAAAUCAAGAUAUGACAGACGGGAAAACGAGGCCAGAUGUGGCUGUGAGUCACGAACGGUUCAAGUAUUUUGUCAGUCACAACCCGACCACAUUGAAUGUAAGGCAGAGACAAGGCGAGCGAACCGCUCAGGCGAUUCACUCCGCGGUCACGAAGUUAGAUAUUGAUGUCGAACUGGAUUUGGACGAAGCCGAAGAACCGACUGAUAUCAGUCGUGAUCUGUACAAAUCACCCUAUUCCCCAGUCAGAUUGAAACAACCGAACGGUGAGGCCUUAGCCAACGGAGAUAGAGACUAUUCUUCAGAAUCUGCCCCAAUAAUGCACUCCUCUUCGCCCGAUAAUCCGAAUGGCAACAGGGUCGGGUAUGAUGGAGCUGUUGGAGAUCAGUGUGUAGGAGAAGGUUUAAGGCACAAAAACAGAUCUUGUUCGUCCUAUUCCGAAGAGGCGGAUUCCACCGAUUCCGGAUGUCUAGUCACUGAGGCGAGGUUCACUCGGGAACCUCACUCUGGUCUAGCCUGCGUACCCAUUAGUGUCAGCGAACGCAAUUUGGCUUCCGCGAAACUUUCUAGUCCCGGUAUGUCCAACUCAUCGGCUGUGAAAUCU